Molecule: messenger RNA, 1527 nt
Organism: Nicrophorus vespilloides
Lineage: Eukaryota; Metazoa; Arthropoda; Insecta; Coleoptera; Silphidae
Exons: 1
Coding region: 709-1527 (272 amino acids)
Source: RefSeq, a predicted model, not a curated record
AACGAUAAAUUUAUGAUCAUAAUAAAACUGUAGUAAUUACUGAUUAAAUUUCGAAGGAGUGCGGAUUAUUAUUUGCCAUUAAUUGAUACUCGCCUUUGACCUCUGAAAAUUAGUUUGAUUGCAUCGCAUUCCCGUUUUAUUUUGGAUGCGAAGUUCGUUAUUUCGCAAACGCUCCUCUCUCUAUUUUUAUUUCGAAAAUCUCUUUGUCACCUCUAAACUAAUGUUCUUGGCAGCAAUUUCCACUAAACGUUCUCGUACAACUUCUUCCUACUGCACCAGCAAAUUCGAUGUUUCAACGCUUACAUAGUUAAUGUAUUAUUUUAAAUAUGGUCUUCUAAGAAUAAUACAAUUAUAAAUGAAUUAAAUUUGAUGGGUCAUCGACAUUUGUUUUAAGUAAAACUUCUGUUUUUGAAAUUAUCUAAUAUUUAAUAAAUUAUUGUUGCAAUGUAAACUUAUGAAAGUGUGAUGAAGUAGAAAGGAUGUGUAAUGGCGAAGUGCGUUGAGUCACUCAGGUAAACGUUUUUUCCUUGUUAUUAGCAUGAUUUUGUGUGCGAGUGCCUGGAGUAGAAAGAGGAAAGAGAGGACAAAAAAAAGGUGACCAGCUCCUCCGGUUCUCUGUGUCCCAGUGACGUCACGGCGGCUUACAAUGGCGCAUCUGUGAGGCAGCGGCCCAUACCCACCACUCGACCGAACCCAUCCCUCCUAACAAUGGGACGGUUAGAUUUGGUCGGCUGGAAAGUCUUCGGAAUUGGGGGAUAUUUUCCAUCCCUCAAUCCCGAAGACUUUGCAGUUGACCCAACAACGGUAAACGAGUGCAGUACACGUUCACGCCUGAAAGUGCACAGGUCUCGGUAUCAGUAUCAGUCGGUGUUGGUGUUCGACAUUCGCAACAUGCCCAAGUGUUACGCUACAAAUUGCACCAAUUAUUAUGGGAAGACUCGUGGUAAUCCGAAGGUGUCCUACCACAUAAUGCCUUCAUCGGCGAUCUUGGCUUCGAGAUGGGCGAAAGCGUGCACCGGUGUCAGUGAAACUCCACCGAGAUACAUGAGGGUGUGCAGCGAUCACUUUUCGGACGGCUGCUACCAGCGAGAUCUGCAGCACGAGCUGCUCGGACUGCCACUGAGGAAGAGGUUGAAGCCGGACUCGGUGCCCGACAUGAACGUCUUCGUCGAGCCCACGCCCGAUCCCCAGCCCAAGAUACCGAUGCGCUCGAGCAUAAGGAUAGCGAAACGGGAGUCCCUGGAGAACAUCUCCGAUCUCCAGUCGCCCAAAAUCAAGAAGACCAAGAGCAAUUUUAAGCAUAUAGAGCGCGAAAGACUCGCCAGGAAGAUCAAGUACAUGAAGCAACUGCAGCUGCAGUUCCAGAAGAACGAGGCGAUCGCCGACGAGCACAUUGUCGUUUCCCCCAAGAACGAGCCCAACACAAGGUACCAUCACAUUCUUUACUCAACUUCAAACUUGACUUUAGUUUUCUACAACUACGUAAAUACGAGUUUUAGAAACUUAAAAUUGAUUUGCAUUGUAUAA